This is a messenger RNA of Penicillium waksmanii, 1869 nucleotides long. Its product is annotated as Zn(II)2Cys6 transcription factor. The transcript has a single exon. Bases 1 to 1869 code for a protein of 622 amino acids. NCBI's taxonomy places the organism in Eukaryota, Fungi, Ascomycota, Eurotiomycetes, Eurotiales, Aspergillaceae. The record is from RefSeq and is a predicted model, not a curated record. Gene Ontology annotation, molecular function: DNA-binding transcription factor activity, RNA polymerase II-specific; DNA binding; zinc ion binding. Gene Ontology annotation, biological process: regulation of DNA-templated transcription; DNA-templated transcription.
AUGACGCCCAGAUCAACCAAGCAGAGCGGCCUGGCAUCGCUCGCAUGCACUGAGUGUCGCAAACAGCACCUGAAAUGUGAUGCGCUCAAGCCCUCGUGCUCACGGUGCUUGCAAAACGGCGAGUACUGCCAAUAUCUUCCCUCACGGCGGGGGGGUCGCAGGAAAACUCGCGACGCCAAUCGCCGGCCCCCUUCCAACCAUCCGGAUGAGUUGAAUGUCAGUAUGCGCCAUGCCUCAGUCAUGUUGAUGAAAUCCAUACCAAUCGGAUACCAGGCCUCCCUUGUCCUACCGGUCGCUGCCCACGAACAGCAACCCAAUACCCCGGACAGCACAUCACCGCAACAAAUCCCCGACGACACAAGCAUCCCUGCUGGUCAGGUGUCUUGGUCUAUGAUUACCCCAAGAAAUCCACUAAGUCAACAGCAUUUAGAAUCAUCUCAUGAUCCCUGGCUCUACGAUGACCGCUUUCUGCGUCUUUUUUACGAGAAUUUCCAUGUCGCUCAUCCUAUCCUUGUCCCAAGUGCCGCUUAUCAUGAUCGACAGUAUCCCGAGUUCCUCCAGCUCGUGGUGAAUUUUGCCGGUUCUCACUAUGCUUCCUCAAGUCCAACCCAACAAUACAAGGACAAGACCAUUGCAGAACUGACCUGCAACCCAACGCGAUCUUCUUGCAUGGUCCAGGCAUGGUUGAUCUACUCGAUUACAAUUUAUGCUCGCGGCGAAUGGCAAGAGGCGCAGAAUGCCUUCUCACACAGCGUUGAGCUUGCACUGGAGCUUGGUAUGAAUCGUCGCGAAUUCGCCACCUCUACUCAACCCGAAAAUUCCAUCGAAGCUGAAAGCAUGCGACGCACAUGGUGGGAGUUGUAUAUUACGGAUAUCCUCUUAGCUGCGCCUUUCAAAGGCAACACAUUUUUAUGCAGCACCAUGGCACCGGAAGUAGGUUUGCCCUGCGAGGAAUCGGCAUAUACCGGCGCCUGUGACAUCCCGGCACCCCGAAAGAUUUUAGACUUCAAGCGGAGGAUAUUUGCCCCCGAAGAGACGGUAUUUUCAUCUUUCAGCUACCGUAUCGAAGCAACAACAAUUCUCUGUCGAGCUCUUGUCUUGAACAAGCUCCGCGACCAUCACCGUGAUCAUCUCCAAGCCGUUGAAAAUGCGCUUGUAAGCUGGGUCAACCACCUGCCCCCCAAAAAGCUGGAUAUCGUCGAUUCGUAUGGCAAUAUCGAUGAGAUGAUGUUCCAGGCCCAUAUCAUAAUUUCAUAUGCGACUAUGCUGUUGCAUUUACCCCGAAGCGAUCUCCAACCAGUCCUACCACAGGCAGACGAUCGUUUCUGGCCGGUUGCCGCACGCAGUUUGGCGUCGACACUCAAUCGUCCCAUCCACAGUAUCAAAGCAACCGAGGCCUCCCGGAGAAUAUCAGAUGCGAUAUCUCUUUGCCCGAACAUAAUCAAGCACACGCCCUUUGUAAUCCCUGCACUGGCACUCUGUGGGAUGACACAACUCGCUACCGCCAUCAAACACACUGAAGAAUGUUUUGACCAUCAUUAUAAUCGGGUCACUUUAGUUCUCGGAUGUCUCAAAAGUACAAAGCGGAUAUGGAAUCUUGCCGAUGCCGCCUACACUCACCUACGUGUAUCUGCGGCGGACGGCUUGUCUGAUUCGAUGGAGCGAUGGAGUACAGAACCACUCAGGAAAUUCUUUCCAAUCGAUUCAACGCCAAGUAACACAGAGCGGAAUCACCAACCAACACGGCCAGCAUCGGCAAUCUCGGAAGGCCAGGAUAUGCUGUUUCCGCCGAUAACCCCUGCCUUUGUCGAUCCGACCUGUUAUAACGAUUCCUUCUUCACAUCCAUCCCGGAUUUUGACAUCAGCUAA